Molecule: messenger RNA, 1126 nt
Organism: Phyllotreta striolata
Lineage: Eukaryota; Metazoa; Arthropoda; Insecta; Coleoptera; Chrysomelidae
Source: the annotation of a GenBank genome assembly
GGUGUUCAAUCUUGGUGUUUGUGAGGUUAUGUGCGUUUGUUUUCGAGUGAAAAGGGCGAUAAAUCGAGGCGGAAAAUGGCGGAAAGCGCUGGAAAUUGGUGUUUGAUCGAAUCGGAUCCGGGAGUUUUCACCGAAUUGAUACGGGAAUUCGGUUGCCAUGGCGUCCAAGUGGAGGAGUUGUGGAGUUUGGACGGGGAGCAAUUUGAAAGUUUGAAGCCCAUCCACGGUCUGAUAUUCCUCUUCAAAUGGACCAAAAACGACGAACCAUCCGGGCCGAUCGUCCACGACCAAGGCCGUCUCGAUCGCAUCUUCUUCGCUCGACAAGUCAUCGAAAACGCAUGCGCGACCCAAGCCAUACUGAGCGUUCUCCUCAACACGCGCCAUCCCGACCUAAAAUUAGGACAUACUCUGACCGAAUUGAAGGAAUUCUGUCGAGGAUUCGACGCCAACAUGGCUGGUCUGACGAUCAGCAAUUCACCCGUCAUUCGAUCCGUUCACAAUUCCUUCGCACGACAGCAAUUGUUCGAAUUCGAAGAGGACGAGAUGGGUAAGAAGAAGAGGAGAAAAGAGGAGGAAAUCUAUCAUUUCGUCGGUUACGUACCGAUCGAAGGGAGAUUGUACGAAUUGGACGGAUUGAAGGAGGGGCCCGUCGAUUUGGGGGGUUACGGGGAGAACGGCGGGGAUUGGUUGGAUUUCGUCAGGCCGAUUAUCGAGAGGAGGAUAAGGAGAUACAGCCAAGGGGAGAUCCAUUUCAAUCUAAUGGCGAUCGUGAGCGAUCGAAAAAUGCUCUACGAACGAAAAAUCGCCGAUUUGCGGAAAAUCGAAGAGGAAACGGCGACGUCGCAAAGUCGAGAAAUCGCCCGAUUAGAGGCGUUGAUCCUUGACGAGGAGAACAAACGGACGAGAUACAAGAUCGAAUGCAUCAGAAGGAGACACAACUAUCUACCGUUGAUCGUCGAAAUUUUGAAGAUUUUAGCCAGAGAAGGGAAAUUGGUGGGGUUGUACGAGAAGGCGAAGGAGAGGACUGUAAAGAGGGAGAAGAUGAAAAUAGGGGGAUGAAAAAAGAGCGAGAGAUAUAUGGAGGAAUGGGAAGGAUGAAUAAAUGGGGUGGGGGGAGGAUAAUCAA